Didymodactylos carnosus is the source of this 594-nucleotide messenger RNA. NCBI's taxonomy places the organism in Eukaryota, Metazoa, Rotifera, Eurotatoria, Philodinida, Philodinidae. The record is from the annotation of a GenBank genome assembly.
AUGCCUACGAAUAAAAAAAUUCGAAAACUAACUCAAAAUCAAGUAGCAGAGUUAAGACAAGCAUUUAAUUUAUUUGAUACUGACGGAUCAGGAGCAAUAUCCAUCAAAGAAUUUAAACAAGCAUUAUGGGCAUUGGAUAUACAAGCUAAUGAUCAAGAAGUUCAACACAUGUUUAAGGCAAUUGAUGCUGAUAAGAAUGGUGAAAUCGAAUUUGAAGAAUUUGUUGAAAUUGUAGCCGAUUCAUAUUUUCGAAAAUUUACAAGAGCUGAAAUAUUAGAAGCAUUUAAACGUUUUGAUCAUGAUCAUGAUGGUUAUAUAAGUGCAAAUGAAUUACAAAAUAUUCUAAGUCGAUUAGGACGAAAUUUUUCAUCGGAUGAGAUUCGACGAAUGAUUGCUCAGGUAGAUCGUGAUGGUAAUGGAAAGAUCUCAAUCGAUGAAUUUGCCGCUUUAGUCGAAAAAGAAAGCAAUCUGAUACCAAUAUUUGGUUUUGAACAAAAACCUGGUGCAAAUCCAGUUAUACGAAAAUUUAUAUAUUUAGGUUGUUUUCAUUUGGUAUUAAAAAAUUUACCGUUCAUCCAAAAUACAUCACAGUGA